This is a messenger RNA of Cercospora beticola, 2052 nucleotides long. RefSeq names its product fatty acid desaturase. Gene Ontology annotation, biological process: lipid metabolic process. Gene Ontology annotation, molecular function: oxidoreductase activity, acting on paired donors, with oxidation of a pair of donors resulting in the reduction of molecular oxygen to two molecules of water. The record is from RefSeq and is a predicted model, not a curated record. Lineage: Eukaryota; Fungi; Ascomycota; Dothideomycetes; Mycosphaerellales; Mycosphaerellaceae. Gene Ontology annotation, cellular component: membrane.
UUGCCCCCAACUACGAUUUUCACGCGAAGACGAAGCCAGAUUAUACCCAUGGCCUGAUCAUUCGAGACACGUCUUGUUCGGACAACCACAGCAUGGCCCCCGCAAAUCACACCAGUCGCUACCGGGAUACGGUCCUGUCGCGGGACGAUGUCGAAGCUUUGAUCGCCGCAGGACGAAAGGUUGUCAUAGUGGAUGGAGCGGUAUUGAAAGUCGACGCAUGGAUCCCAUACCAUCCCGGUGGCGACAAGGCCAUGCUGCAUAUGGUUGGAAGGGAUGCUACGAACGAAGUCAAGGCAUUCCAUUCGCAAGAGUCGCAGGAGGUGAUGCAAAGGUACUGCAUUGGCAAGGUCGACGGAUACUGGGCAGACUUCGUACCUCCGAUACAAGGUGGCAAGUUCAGAACGGAGGAAGAACAGCGUGCUGCUUGUUCGAAGGACGAGCAUGAGGGGAGAAGUCAUGCAGAAGACUCGUCGGCCAGCUCGUCGGAGGGCUCCCCUGUAUUUGAACCUUCAGAGCGCAGGAAUCCCGCCCUUCGCAGACGGAGAGGUAGCUCUGCAGGAGCCAGCGAGUCUUCAGCAACUUCUCUCGAAACAUUGGCCAUCGGUGAGCCAGCCUCGCAAAAAUCAAAGGCAUAUCCUGCAGACGAGAGAACACAGCAAGAGAUAGACCAUGAUCUGGAUUUGUACCCUGACUUGGAUCAAGAGACCCAAACGACGAUCAUCCGCAAGUACAAAGAGUUGGACGAGAAACUGCGGGCCGAAGGUCUCUACGACUGCAACUACGCCGCUUACGCGGUUGAAGUCACACGCUACACGUUACUGGGCUUCCUCGCGUACUACUUCCUGCAAAAGGAAUGGUACAUUCUAUCGGCCACCUUUUUGGGCAUGAUGUGGCAUCAGUUGGUAUUCACUGUCCAUGAUGCCGGCCACAUGGGCAUUACUCACCACUUCCAUGUGGACAGCACGAUUGGCAUUCUGAUUGCAGAUUUUCUGGGAGGGUUAUCUUGCUGCUGGUGGAAACGAAAUCAUAAUGUGCAUCACAUUGUGACCAACUCGGCCGAGCAUGAUCCGGACAUUCAGCACAUGCCAUUCUUCGCCAUCAGCCACAGAUUCUUCCAGAGCCUGAAAUCGACAUACUACGAUCGUGUCAUGACGUACGAUGCUGCGGCGCAGUUUGUGCUGAAGUACCAGCACUAUCUCUACUAUCCGAUCCUCACCUUCGGACGCUUCAACUUGUACGUCCUGAGCUGGCAAUAUAUCUUCCUCGGACAAGGACCACGGAAAGGUCCAGCGUGGUGGCAUCGUUAUCUGGAAAUGGCUGGCCAGGUCUUCUUCUGGUACUGGUUCGGCUACUUGACGGUCUACAAAUCGAUUGACACGAACUGGCAUCGUUUCCUCUACGUGUUGGUCAGCCACGCUGUCACAAUGAUGGUGCACGUCCAGAUCACUCUCUCACAUUUCGCCAUGAGUACAGCAGAUCUGGGCGUCGCGGAGUCAUUCCCUCAACGCAUGUUGCGCACUACUAUGGACGUCGACUGCCCAGAGUGGCUUGACUUCUUCCAUGGUGGUCUGCAAUUUCAGGCUGUGCAUCACCUCUAUCCACGAAUGCCAAGACACAAUUUGCGGAAGGCUCAGAAGCUGGUCAUGCAGUAUUGUGAUGAAGUCAAGAUUCCAUAUACUAUUUACGAAUUUGCUGAAGGCAACGGGAAAGUCAUCGGACGCCUGGGCGAGAUCGCACAACAAGCCCGCAUCAUGAGCGAGUGCCAGAAAGCUGCUUUCAAAGACGUUAUAGAGGGGCACUAAUCGUGGGGGUUUAACAUGCAUAGCGAAUUAUGAUAGAAAAUCUGCAGCAUAUUUGUGGCGACUGGGACUCCACCUUUUUCGCAGUUUCAGCAUACUCACAUAUGCAUCACUAUCGGUCGCGCAAAGACAUAUCACACAGCAAUAGUUUUCAACGGACCAACGACAACUCGAAUGAAGGCCUGUUGCAACAGGCCAGAUAUUAGCGGCUCGGCCUGGUCCUUUCCCUCGGGUAAGCCAAAAGCUGGCAUGC